AUGGAGGAGGAUGCAGAACGACAUAAUACUCGCAGCACACCCCAAUCGCGAGACAACGACGUUGAAUCCGCCUCCUCGUCCUCUCAUGGCCGCACAUCUAGCAGGUACACUAGAUCGAGUAUGGUGGAAACACCAGAAGGAGGGCAGUAUCAGGUUCACAGGGGAGAUCUCCACGAUCACCUUAAUGCUAUCUUCAGGGCGCGUUCCCAGACGCCUCGGGAUGUCGAAAAGCCCCAUGAUCCCCGAGCGGGCGAUCAGGUCAUAAACAAUCAUAUCAACCUGCCUACCGCACCAGCUGCGACUACUGGGGUUAAUAUCCGAGAAAACAUCGCCGCAGUAGUAACGACGCCUGCGGCAACACAAGCCAAUACUCCCUUAACUGGGAAUAUCGAUCAAGAAGUGCGACAAACUCGACUGCCCAAGGGAUUCCGGUUAUCCGAAUCCCUAAAGUAUAAAGCUACUACUAAUCCCAUAGAUUAUUUAGAAAAAUUUGAUACUAUUAUUGAAGUAGAUCAGGUACCUCAACUUGCGAAGUGUCGCAUUCUUGCGACAACGUUGGAAGAGAAUGCCCACAAUUGGUUCAACGAAUUACCUGAGGCAUCUAUCUUAACAUGGGAGACCUUUGUCGACCUGUUCCUCACACAUUUUCAAGCCACGAUGACCUAUAGGCCACCCUAUACCACUCUGGCUAAUAUCAAGCAAGAACCCGGUGAGUCUUUACAAGACUAUUUUAAACAAUUUAAUGCUGAGGUAACAAAAGUAGAGAAGGCUCCCGAGUCUUCGCUAUUAUGGCAAAGACAAAAUAAGUCACCAGUGUCGCAGUCACGAUUUCAUAGUCCUAGAGGGAAGAAUUCCAGAGGAAGGACUCUGAGAAGACGCAGUACGCAGAGACAGCGAAGUCCAAAAUUAGCCAAGUCCCCUCCAAAGAAGGAGUCCUCCCCGAAGAGUAAAGGUGGUCCGCGCUUUGUAAAUUAUACAGAGUUUGCAGUCCCUCGGGACCAUAUCUACGCCAUCGAAGAAAAGAACGGGGUCUUCAAAAAGCCUCCCCCAAUCAGGGGAAACCGCGAUAAAAGAGACCCUACGAAAUUGUGUAAAUACCACAAAGAUAUUGGUCACACUACUCUGGAAUGUUGGUUUUUGCAGGACAAAAUUGAAGAACUAAUCAGGCGGGGAAAGUUCAACAAAUACAAGAAAAAUGAGGAAAGUCAUCCCCAAGCGGAUGACAAAGAAGAAAAUCAAAAUGCGAGUGGUUCGAGGGCUACUCGCAAUAUCCUGACUAUUAUUGGCAGACCCCAUAUCGCAGGAGAUUCCAGGAAAUCGCAAGAGCGAUAUGCGAGAGAAGCCAAAGAUAAGCCACUCACCAAUGUGAACAACUUGAGUGAACGGCCGGAAAAGCUAUUCAAAAGGGAAUGUGACGAUAUCACAUUCAUGGAAAGUGAUGCGAGGUGGGUCCCCGACACACAUUCUGACGCGCUGGUCAUCGUCGCGAACAUUGAGGGAGAUAAUGUCCACGGCAUACUCGUGGACAAUGGAAGUUUCGUGAAUGUCUUGAAUUUCUAG
Cannabis sativa is the source of this 1560-nucleotide messenger RNA. RefSeq lists its product as uncharacterized. The transcript has 3 exons. Bases 1 to 1560 code for a protein of 519 amino acids. The record is from RefSeq and is a predicted model, not a curated record. NCBI's taxonomy places the organism in Eukaryota, Viridiplantae, Streptophyta, Magnoliopsida, Rosales, Cannabaceae.